AUGACCUGUCCCUGGAAGUUUAUGUUCAAGGCCAAAUCUUCCCAGUAUGACUUGACUGAGCAAAAGGACAUCAACAACAAUGUGGGGAAAGCCAUCUGGCCAACUUCCAGUCUCGUGACACAGGAUGACACCAAGUGUCACAGCCUCAGCAAGCCCUGGAAUGGGUCCUCCCCACCCCUCACAGGGGCGGGACAGAAGUCUCCAGAAUCCCAGGUCAAGUUGGACGUACCCCCAUCGGCCUGCGCACGGCACGUGAGGAUCAAAAACUGGGGCAGCGGGAUGACUUUUCAGGACACCCUUCACCACAAGGCCAGCGCGAAUCUCGCUUGCAAGUCCAAGUCUUGCCUGGGUGCCCUCAUGAGCCACAAAAGUUUUACCCGAGGAACAAGGGACAAGCCUACACCCCCGGAUGAGCUUCUACCUCAAGCUAUUGAAUUUGUCAACCAAUAUUAUGGGUCUUUCAAAGAGGCAAAAAUAGAGGAACAUCUGGCCAGGGUGGAAGCAGUAACAAAGGAGAUCGAAACAACAGGAACCUACCAGCUGACAGGGGAUGAGCUCAUCUUUGCCUCCAAGCAGGCCUGGCGCAAUGCCCCCCGCUGCAUUGGGAGGAUCCAAUGGUCCAACCUAAAGGUCUUUGACGCCCGGAGCUGUACCACUGCCAAGGAAAUGUUUGAGCACAUCUGCAGACAUGUGCGCUAUGCCACCAACCAGGGCAACAUCCGGUCGGCCAUCACGGUGUUCCCCCAGCGGACUGAUGGGAAGCACGACUUCCGGGUGUGGAAUGCUCAGCUUAUCCGCUAUGCUGGCUACCAGAUGCCCGACGGCACCAUCAUAGGAGACCCCGCCUGUGUGGAGCUCACCCAGCUGUGCAUUGACCUGGGUUGGAAGCCCAAGUAUGGCCGCUUCGAUGUGGUGCCUCUGGUCCUGCAGGCAGAUGGCCGUGACCCUGAGCUCUUUGAAAUCCCACCUGACCUUGUGCUCGAGGUGCCCAUGGAGCAUCCUAAGUACGAGUGGUUUCGGGAGCUGGGCCUGAAGUGGUACGCCCUGCCUGCAGUGGCCAACAUGCUGCUCGAGGUGGGCGGCCUCGAGUUCCCAGGAUGCCCUUUCAAUGGCUGGUACAUGGGCACGGAGAUUGGGGUCCGGGACUUCUGCGACGUCCAGCGCUACAACAUCCUGGAGGAGGUCGGCAGAAGGAUGGGCCUGGAAACACACAUACUGGCCUCCCUCUGGAAGGACCGGGCUGUCGUUGAGAUCAACGUCGCCGUGCUCCACAGUUUCCAGAAGCAAAAUGUGACCAUCAUGGACCACCACUCAGCUGCAGAGUCCUUCAUGAAGUACAUGCAGAAUGAAUACCGGUCCCGGGGGGGCUGCCCGGCUGACUGGAUUUGGCUGGUCCCCCCGAUGUCUGGGAGCAUCACCCCUGUGUUUCACCAGGAGAUGUUAAACUAUAUCCUGUCCCCUUUCUACUAUUAUCAGGUGGAGGCCUGGAAAACCCACAUCUGGCAGGAUGAGAAGCGGAGGCCCAGGGGAAGAGAGAUUCAAUUCAAAGUCUUAGCCAAAGUCGUGCUCUUUGCCUCUGUGCUGAUGCACAAAGCCAUGGCGUCGCGAGUCAAAGUCACAAUCCUCUUUGCAACGGAGACGGGAAAGUCAGAAACGCUGGCACGGGACCUGGGGUCCUUGUUCAGCUGUGCCUUCAACCCCCAGGUUGUGUGCAUGGACGAGUACAGACUGAGUGACCUGGAGGAGGAGCAGCUGCUGCUGGUGGUGACUAGCACGUUCGGGAACGGAGACUCUCCUGGCAACGGAGAGAAACUGAAGAAAUCACUCUUCCUGUUGAAGGAACUCACUAACAAAUUCAGGUACGCUGUGUUUGGCCUUGGCUCCAGCAUGUACCCUCAGUUCUGUGCCUUUGCACAUGACAUUGACCAGAAGUUCUCCCACCUGGGGGCCUCUCAGCUCACCCCGACAGGGGAAGGAGAUGAGCUCAGUGGGCAAGAGGAAGCCUUCCGCAGCUGGGCCGUGCAAACAUUCAAGGCAGCAUGUGAGACGUUUGAUAUCCGAGGCAAACACCAUAUUCAAAUCCCCAAGUUGUACACCUCCAGUGAGAGCUGGGACCCACACCAGUACAGGCUCGUGCAGGACUCGGAGCCUUUGGACCUCAACAAAGCCCUCGGCAGGAUGCACUCCAAGAACGUGUUCACCUUGAAGCUCAAAUCCCGGCAGAACUUACAGAGUCUGAAAUCCAGCUACUGGGUCAGGGACAAGAGAUUGCCUCCCUGCUCACUCAGGCAGGCCCUCACUUACUUCUUGGACAUCACCACACCUCCAACCCAGAUGCUGCUCCGAAAGCUGACCCCACUGGCCACGGAAGAGGCUGAGAGACAGAGGCUGGAGGCCCUGUGCCAGCCCUCAGAGUACAACAAGUGGAAGUUCGCCAACAGCCCUACGUUCCUGGAAGUUCUUGAGGAGUUCCCGUCCCUGCAAAUAUCUGCUAGCUUCCUACUCUCCCAGCUCCCCACUCUGAAACCCCGGUACUACUCCAUCAGCUCCUCCCAGGACCACACUCCCACAGAGGUCCACCUCACUGUAGCCGUGGUCACAUACCGCACCCGAGACGGCCAGGGUGCCCUGCACCAUGGCGUUUGCAGUACUUGGCUCAGCAACUUGAAGCUCCAAGAUCCAGUGCCCUGUUUUGUGCGCAGUGCCAGUGGCUUCCAGCUCCCUGAGGACCCCACCCAGCCUUGCAUCCUCAUCGGGCCUGGUACGGGCAUUGCCCCCUUUCGCAGUUUCUGGCAGCAGCGGCUCCAUGACAUCGAGCACAAAGGGCUUCAGGGAGGCCGCAUGACCCUGGUGUUUGGAUGCCGCCACCCCGACAAAGACCACCUCUAUCGGGAGGAGAUGCUGGAGAUGUCCCAGAAGGGAGUGCUGCAGGAGGUGUAUACAGCCUAUUCUCGCCUACCAGACCGGCCCAAGGUCUAUGUUCAAGAUAUCCUGCGGCAGCAGCUGGCUGGCGAGGUGUUCCGUGUGCUCCAGGAAGAGCAGGGCCACCUCUACAUCUGUGGGGAUGUGCGCAUGGCGCGGGACGUGGCACACACCCUGAAACAGCUGGUGGCUGUCAAGCUGAGCCUGAGUGAGGAACAGAUUGAAGACUAUUUCUUCCAGCUCAAGAGCCAGAAGCGCUAUCAUGAAGAUAUCUUUGGUGCUGUAUUUCCCUAUGAGGUGAAAAAGGACAGGGCGGCAGGCCAGCCCAGCGAUCCCAGAGCUCUGACGACCCACAAGACAAGUUAA
Molecule: messenger RNA, 3288 nt
Organism: Orycteropus afer afer
Lineage: Eukaryota; Metazoa; Chordata; Mammalia; Tubulidentata; Orycteropodidae
Gene: NOS2
Product: nitric oxide synthase 2
Exons: 25
Coding region: 1-3288 (1095 amino acids)
Biological process (GO): nitric oxide biosynthetic process
Molecular function (GO): flavin adenine dinucleotide binding; heme binding; calmodulin binding
Source: RefSeq, a predicted model, not a curated record